AUGUCAUCCCCAACCAUAACCACCGCCAAAGCCGCACCCCCUGCCGACAUCCUCCCACGCGCCUCCUUCGCCGCCAUCGCCUUCUACGCGUCGGACAAGCUGCGCUUCUUCCAGUUCCCCGAGCCCGUGUGCCGCGAGGGGGCCGCCCAGGUCAUCCGGGCAUCGUGGCCCGACGGCAUCCAGGGCGAGACCUACCACGUCGGCACGGCGGCCUACGAGUACAAGCUGGGCGGGCGGCCCUUUGGCAGCACGGGCGAGGCCGCCGGGCUCGGCGCCCGCGUGCUGGUCCGCAACCUGCUGGCCUACCUGCACUCGCUGGGCUGGCUGCUCGACGCGUCGCUGUCGCAGGCCCGCGACGUGGCCAGCAAGGACACCCUCAUCUUCCGGCAGCCCAGGGGCGGCGAGCCGGAGCCGGAGCCGGAGCCGCCGGCGGGCCCGCAGCCGAGGUGGAUGGCCAUCGCGCUGACCAGCGGCGACCGCCUGCGCUUCCUUGGGGGCUGCGGCGACGGCGAUGGCGAGGGGACCAUGAUCGGGACCAUGAGACGCGAGCUGCAGGGGCUCGGCCUGCUGGCGCGCGGGCAGAGGGAGACGGACCCGGGGCUCACGGCGGGCUCGGUCGAGGCCGGGUACGAGUUCAAGCUGAAGCGGUCCAUGUGGAGAGCCGAGUUUGGGGAGAAUGUGCUCCAGGCGCGGGUCCUAACUCUGCGGGUUGCCGAGGUUCUCGACAGCUUUGGAUGGAGAUCAUACGCCACCGUCCGGCAACGGGAGGGCGUUGAGAGCUUCAUCAAGACGGACACAUGGUACUUUAUCAACACUGGAGAGUGA
Messenger RNA from Gaeumannomyces tritici R3-111a-1, 825 nucleotides. RefSeq lists its product as hypothetical. The record is from RefSeq and is a predicted model, not a curated record. The transcript is spliced from 2 exons. The coding region runs from base 1 to 825 and encodes 274 amino acids. Lineage: Eukaryota; Fungi; Ascomycota; Sordariomycetes; Magnaporthales; Magnaporthaceae.